CUUGCCCUGCGGGAUGGAAGAUGUUCAGUUGUACCUGUUAUCUCUUCUCCACUAAUUCUCAAUCUUGGGAAAAAGGACGACAAGACUGCAGAGACAGAGGAGCAGAUCUGGUGAUCAUAGACAGUUCUGAAGAACAGGAAUUCCUCACUAAAAACAUCAGGAAGGACACCUGGAUUGGUCUGACUGACAGAGACAAUGAGGGCACCUGGAAAUGGACUGAUGAAACUCCACUGACUCUGGCGUACUGGUGGACAAAGCAGCCUGACAGUGGUGGUGGAGAUCCACAGUGGGGGGAAGAGGACUGCGCACAUUUCAUAUAUGGCACAAAAAUGACAGAGAACUGGAAUGAUCAGCGGUGUGAUGCCGCUCUGCAAUGGAUCUGUGAAAAAAUUACUUAAGAUUUAUUGAGUUUUAUAAAUUCUGUUACUAUGUAAGUUAUGAUUAAUCAAAAGGUCUUUAAUUGCAAUUAUUGUAUGCGUAAAUACAAAGAGAGAGAGAAUGUACAUCAACAUUGACUAUUAUGGAACGGAGACCAGGAAUUUAGAUCUCACUAGGAUUUUUUUGAAAAAAAGUUACUUCUUUUAAACAUGGCUGCCUAAUGUUACCACAAAUGUUGUAGCUAACGUUAUACCGAACACCCCUGAAUGUUCGACCCUGAAUGCACUGAUUAUGAUAAUAAAACAAACUCAAUGCUUUCCUCCACAGUUUGUUGUUGAAUAGAGGAAGACAUUUACUCUCACAUUCACUG
Molecule: messenger RNA, 748 nt
Organism: Morone saxatilis (striped sea-bass)
Lineage: Eukaryota; Metazoa; Chordata; Actinopteri; Moronidae
Product: C-type lectin domain family 4 member E-like
Exons: 3
Coding region: 21-398 (125 amino acids)
Biological process (GO): biological process involved in interspecies interaction between organisms
Cellular component (GO): external side of plasma membrane
Molecular function (GO): D-mannose binding; fucose binding
Source: RefSeq, a predicted model, not a curated record